This is a messenger RNA of Seminavis robusta, 465 nucleotides long. Lineage: Eukaryota; Bacillariophyta; Bacillariophyceae; Naviculales; Naviculaceae. The record is from the annotation of a GenBank genome assembly.
AUGGCCGCGGUGAACAACAACGGGAAGAAGAACUUCAAAGAAAAGUUCAAGAAGAAAGGCCCAUGUUGGGAGUGUGGUGGACCACACUUCAAGAGAGAUUGCUGGGAAUUGCCAGAGAACGCAAGCAAAAGACUUAACAACUGGGUCUCCCGGAAGACCAACAAUGGAGGAGGAGAAGUCGGAGGAGCAACAAUCACUGGUUGGAAAGGGCACUCCAUUAUGUGUGCUACAACAGGACUACAAAUGUUCCCGGAUUCCAUGGAAGUCCUGAAUGAUCCAGACAUCUGGGUCGCUGACACAGCUGCAACAACCGACAUGACGAGGCACAUAACAGGGCUAUUCAGAUUGAAGGAUGCCGACAAGAGUGAUUCGGCAAUGACAUCCAACGGCACACUAUCUAACGCAAAGAAGAUUGGGAAAUUGGCCAUGAUCCAAUGCAACAACCAAGGAACAGAACAAACAUAA